AUGCUCAGAGAGGCAUAUUCAAACUGUGAUAUCCCAUUUGCUGAGAAACAUGUUUGGAUAUUAGAUCAAGCUAUGAUUGUAAGAUAUCUUGCUGAUGAGCAUUGGUGGAAAGGAGGAGAGGGUAUAGAGCCGGAGGAAAUUCAGUCAGAGGUUAUGAGAAUGGAUGCAGAGAUUGUGCUGGCACCAUUGACCCAGCCAAAGGAGUUGGUCAAACAGCAUGUCAAAGAUAUCACUGACAAGAGUGAUGAGGCAGAGGUUGAUCUUGAUGGAGUAGAUUUCAUGCAAUUAUCUACUAUCAUUCAAAUCAUUAGGACUAACUGUAUCCCCUUGGAUGUGGUCAACAACCAUAAGGAUAUGUUGUGUCCUCAUCCUGGCAAUCCAGUGAGCAUCAUCUCAGUUUUAGAUGAUAAGAAAGGUCAGCAAGCCAUUGUGAUAAUAUCUGGAACAGAGAAAUGUGAUGGUGUAAAUCAGCACAUUGUUAGUGAGCAGGAUAAAGUCAAGUUGUUUAUUGCAAAUUCUCCUGAUUCCACUAUCACCAUCAUGUCCUUCUUUUUCUCCUUCAUGCCUGCCCCCCAGUGGAGUUCUGAAGCUAAAUCCAAUAAGACCCCCACUGAAGAAGCUCACCAUGAGCAGGAGAAAGAAAAGCCAGAGAUCUACUCUGUCAUCAAAUUAUCCAGCAAUAAUGUGAAAUUCUCACAUUUCAAGGAUAAGCAACUACUGAACUCUUGGUCACUGGUCUAUCUUUCCAUCUUGGCAUCUGCAUGCACAACAAUCUAUGAACCCUCCAUCCUGAAAGCCUGA
Guyanagaster necrorhizus is the source of this 801-nucleotide messenger RNA. RefSeq lists its product as uncharacterized. The record is from RefSeq and is a predicted model, not a curated record. The transcript has 9 exons. The coding region runs from base 1 to 801 and encodes 266 amino acids. Lineage: Eukaryota; Fungi; Basidiomycota; Agaricomycetes; Agaricales; Physalacriaceae.